AGGAGGAGGGGGUUAGUGUCUGUCUGCGUUAGGGAUUUCACUGCCAGACGUGGAGGAACAGAGGGCGAAGGGAAGGCAAGACUGCAGCCAAAGAUGAGCUAGUAUGAGACGGAUUAUCGACCUAUGCUCAUUCAUUUGUGCUUGAAAAGCACUAUUAAUCGAAGACAAAAUUCAUCGUUAGUCUGAACGCUAGAGGUGUAAUGGGAGCAGUGCAGCGGUUUUGGAGAAAAGGACACCGUGAAUUGAACGCAAUGCAUACAUACUGAUACGAGUAAAGACAAGGACAUUUCUCUUCUUAUCUGUGUGUGGGCGGCGGGAUCGCAUGUGCAAGAUAAACGCGCAGACGGGGUUGUGUGCAGUGUUCGGCGUAUUCUGGGGUGCGCGCGCAGGAAACGGACACGCGCAAACCUCGACAACUUGGAGAUAUGGGAGACCGUGAGUGACGGCUCCUUGCUUGCAUAUGUGCGUGACUAAGACAGACAGACACAGAGAGAGAGAGGGUGGAAAGGAGGAGUGACUGUGACAUUGUGCGUGAGAAAAAGAGGGCGAGCGAGAGUCUGCCGGGAGUGCGCAACGGCGACAGAGUUGAAUCAGUAGAGAGGACACGCCGCGAGUGAGAUGCCAGGAGACAUCAGCCGCCACAACAACGCAGCACGAGUGUGCAGUGCAAAGGAACACUAACCCGGUAUUGGAUCGCUCCUAUCCGGAACGAACGAACGAGCGUGAACACUUGGACGUAUAACCGGUACCACGAGACCUCUUCUCAUUUGAAGGCUGAUUAUUCCCUUGCUGACGUUAUUCACGAGUUCUUCCGAGCAAAGGCACCAUCUGGCUUGAAUGAGACAAGGUCAGGGGCUGUUGACAGUGGCGUUUACAUUGGAGCUGCCAGGGAAAUACGUGGAUCUGAAGCUAAUUUGGGAUACGAUGCAUAUCUGAAGACGGUCUGACACCAGAUAAAUGUGAACUUCCACCUUUCAAAUAUGUAAUGGUCACAAGUCAAUAUUUUUCAGCCCAUAUACUUUCCAGUUUUCUAUAUAUACUUUAAGUAAAGGAUGAUGAGCUCUCAACCAUCCUUGAAAGGGACGUAUAACAGCCAAGUUCAUUCUACAGAGGCUAUGAACAAACCUGCCAAAGACAGGCUUGAGGAAGGACCAAUUAAAAAAAGGCCACUGCUACACCUGAAUAACCGAACUGUUGAUGGGACUUCAAAAAGCAUAAAGGUCAAAAAAGAAAACAUGUAUGAAUCAUCACCUGCUGAAUUCAGUGACUUGGAAAAACAGAGAAAACAGAACACUGCACCAAUGGGGAAGGCCCUGGACAUAACUCCUGGCCUAAAACACACUUUGGCCCAAUUUCAUCUUAGUAGUCAGAGUUCUCUUGGUGGACCUGCUGCUUUUUCAGCUCGAAACAACCAAGAAUGUAUGUCUCCCAGCAUCUACCUGUCCCAUUCAUCACCUACGGUCCAAUCGGGCCCUCUGCUUAUUCCUCCAGACAGCUCAACUGAACUGACUUACUCUCUUUUGGAAGGAGAGUACAUCUCAUGUUUCAUGGUGGGUGGUGAGAAAAGACUCUGCUUGCCCCAAGUCCUUAAUUCGGUUCUGCGUGAUUUUUCUCUUCAGCAGAUUAACACAGUUUGUGAUGAAUUGUACAUCUAUUGCUCAAGAUGUAAUGCUGAUCAGCUUCACAUUUUGAAAGUACUGGGUAUUUUGCCAAUCAAUGCCCCUUCCUGUGGGUUGAUUACACUGACAGAUGCUCAAAGACUUUGCAAUGCUUUGCUGCGUCCAGGCUUUACCCUACAGAAUGCCAGUAAAAUAGCCGGAGAGGGUGUUUUGGCUCAUCACAAAGACACAGAAUCAACAUUUGAGGUAGAGCAUGAGUGUCUUGGUAGAUGCCAAGGUUUCUUUUUUAUACAAAUAUACACACAGCCUGAAGCAGCUUGCAUUCAGUGUGCAGAAUGCCAGAUGAUGUUUUCACCCCAGAAAUUUGUAAUGCAUUCCCACAAAUCCCCAGACAAGAGAACGUGUCACUGGGGUUUUGAAUCUGUAAAGUGGCGUUGUUACCUUCAGCUUGCCAAAAAGUAUUAUGGGACCCCAAAGGAGAGAUGGCUUAAACAACUGCUUGAUGAAAUCAAGGAGAAGUUCAGCAUUCAACAGAAAGAGCAGUUUGAAAAGGAGGACAGUUUUGAAAAUUUUCAUCUGAAACGGUCACGAUAUGAGGCAUUUCUUCCGCAGGAAAAGCUUCCUGAGAGCGAACCUAUGAAAAAGAAAUUAUGCCUGGAGCAAUGCUUUCUUGAUGUCAAGCAGGACCCAGCUUCGGUUUCUCUUGGUAAUUCAAGCUGUUAUCUUUACAUGUGUGAUAAAAUUGUGGCCCCGAAUGUCUCACUUACUUCAUUAUUGCCAUCCAGUCAAGAGUCAACUAAGCUGCAUGGGGACAACAUUGAGGAGACUAAAGGACGUCCACUAGAAAAUCUAGUAAAACAUCAUUCUAGUGAUACACAAAAGGAAACUUCUUUCUUCUCAGAGUGCUUAGAGAAUCAAGCAGACAAUGGUGAAUCUGUGACAGAGUUAGCUGGCCGGCCUGAGCACCACACUACAAGCUGUUCUGCAGACCAAGUGAAAUCUGAACAUGGAAGCAAGCAUGGCCCCAUAGCUGUUGCUAUGGAAACAGACCGGAGUGAGAACGCCUACUUGCCUUUCAUUAAAGACAUCACUGUGGAGGAUGACAAGGACAAAAUCGUGGUGGAAAUUCUGCAGAUGUAUACCAAACAGCAGGAGCGGCUCAGUGCAACUCUUCAAAGAAAAAUGGAAUUGCAAAUGGAUCUGGAUAUUUUGCGUAAUGCUCGAACGACAGUGUUGACGGAGUUAUCUGUGGAAAACAGUGAGCUGCAGAAGGAGCUGGAUUCUAUUCAAAAGGAACAUGCAUGCCAGAUGGAGGAGGUCAGAGAAGAACAGCGGGAGCUGGAACGUCGACUAGAGCAGCUUAGGCGUCAGAGCUGUUCUUGUUUCUCAUUCAGAGACAGAGGCCGUGAAAAGGAGUAUGCAGCACAGAUUGCAGACCUCAAGAAGAGACUGGCUCACACAGAAGCUGAACGAGAGGAGCUACAAGAAGAACUGCAGCGGGAAAGAAAGGCUAGGGAAAUGCUGGAAAGGAUGAUCACAGAAUUAAAGCAGCAAGUCUGUUGCUCAGCCACUGACAAACAGAGCGAUGCAAAAGUGACUUCCAUGAAAUUGACUGACAGUGCAGGAGAAUCAAAGUAGAAACUCAAACAUACAAACAAACCUCAUCAUCUUUAGGAAAAUAAGACUAAUGAAAAAAAAUUCAAGGAUAUUAAUUCAAAAGUGAAAGGUCAUUUCCUGUUUGAUAUCUGAAUUUUGUUUUUCAAACUUUUUUUUUUUUGUUUUUGCCUUUUAAAAGGUUGAUUAUUUCUGUAUUUUGUGUUUUCUGCUAUUUUGAGGAAUAGUGUGCAGCUAAUACAACAGCACGGACAUUACACUAUGGUCCUCAUUUAGCCAAGAAGUUCAAAGUUAUUGGAUUCUUUUCAAGUUUGUGAAGAAGUGUAGUAUGGAGGAUUAUGAUUGGCUCUUGUCUGGUGAACAAAGUUAAAGGUACAAUUGACAAAUUAUAUAUAUGUAUAUAUAUAAGGCUGUUAUGAAAGGAAGGACGGAAACACAUUGUGCAAAUAUUCCAUUUUUACUACCUGAAAUGUUGGUGUGGUUGAGUGAGUGAAUGGUUGUGAUCAGUCCUUUUUCAAAGGACCCUGUAAAUACCAUAGAGGCUGUUACUAAAUCUCAUUGAUUGCUAAGAAAGCACACCAGGUUUUAUUUUAUAUAAGUUUACAGUUUGUGCUCUAGCACUCCGCCUCAUACCUUCUAUAGUUUUUUCAAAAAAGUACAAGAAUAACACUUGAAGGCUUUGUGAAAUAACUCAAUUUAUUUUUGUAUAGUGCUUUUGAUUAAGUACAGGCUCAGAGCGAUUGCAGAUAUUUACGAUAUUGUAUUAGCAGUAAAUUACAAACCAUACAUUUACAAACAUAAACACACAAAUAUAUUUAAAUACACUAUAAAACAUAGCAAAUUCAGCAUGAACAUAUAUUUUAUAAAGUCUAUUAACAUUAUUAUAGGGAGAUGCAUUAUAAAGCCUUGGGAUUAUCUUUACCAGCCAUUUCCAAAUCACAUUACAAACUUCCAAUUUGUUUCUUUCAGUCAAGUAUUAACUUGAUACCAGAUUUUGAAAACACGUUUUACUGUCCUAAAGCACAUAAAGUACCUGUGACUUGUCCUGGCGCGUGGCUUCUUACAUUAUACUUGUGUUAGUGUAACAUUAUGAAGAUUUAUGAUAUACUCAUAUGUCAUGUAUGGUUCCACUCAAAACAUUAAUGGUUUUAGGCAACUAAAUUGAGCGUUUUCAAAGUUUUGCAGCAGUAGUUUUUCCAUUUCAAUCGUGGGAGUCCGCUUUAUGGCUACAGAUUUUUAUUCCAUCCAAUUUCACAAUAGGUGACUUGUGCUUACUUUGAAUUUUUCACCGUUUGUAUUUACCUGGCCAACAGGUAUUUUUAAGAAGUUCAUAAAUAUUAGCAAUUGUUGCCAUAGCUUUAAAGUUAUAUAUUUCAUUCAUUUAUCUUUUUUCUGUAGAUCUUGCUCCUGUAAUUGUAUCUUAAUGCAGAUGAGUAGCAAAGGACAGCGCAGACACAGUUCCAAGGAAUGUUGGAUACUAAACAUUUCUUAGAAGUGAGCAGCCAAGCAAAUAUGGCACUGAAGUACUUGCUUCUCUUUAGUAUUCAGUGUUGUCAGCAUUUAGAUACAAGUACUUGAGCAAACUCUAUAGAAAAGAGUGACUUUAAAAAUGUUUUUGAAAAAAUACAGAUAUUUCGGAAUUUCUUUGGUACGACAAUAAAGAAGGGGCAACCCUGUAAAAAAAUGCAUCAAUUAAAAGUAAAAAUGGCGCACUAGUUGGAGGAAAAAAAACUGAAAACCUGCGGCUACAGGGUGCCCCAGGACUGAACUUGAAAGCCACUGUUUUAGAUGAUUCAUAACAAAUGCUUAAUACCAUUUGCUUAAAGUACUGCGUCACACUAUUUGCUAGUUGUUAAAUUAUUUUGUAGUGACUCACAUUAACUGUUUUGGUUAUUUGUAAAAACUGGUCAACAGACCUUUUCAGUGUAAACUACUGUAUGUAAGCUCCUUCCAAGCUACACUGCACUUGAAGUACAGUUGCUUAAUUAUCUUUUGCAGUGGAAGCAUUACCAGGUUAUAUGAUUUGGUUAGUGAGUUAAUGGCGAGGGAUUAAACCCAAGAGCCGUCUGUCUGCUUUGGAAUCAGGUUCCUUAUCUGCUAGGUCACACUCUCUGACAGAAGGUCUUUAGAUCAGACGUGGGAUUUGAAAUCCUAAGCUUCAGGCUGCUGACACACUUUUUAAACGUGAACAUGUCUCUUAACCUGGGCCAGGAUUGCACAAAUGCAAUACUCUGCAAUGCACUGCUAUGCAGGUAAAGCUGUUUUCAAGUUUUCUUCAGUAGAUAUAUAAAGGUUAGCCAAACCUUGGUUGUUUGAUGUUUUCCUUCCCAAACUAAGAGAAAUAAAUAGAAUUGGCACUUUAAACCAGAAGGACAGGCAGUUGGAAAUUCAUUUGGUCCUGUAAAACAAACCUUGUUGAUGACCAUCAUUAUAUUUCACAUUACAUUUCUAUGUUGUGCUUCUUUGCCAAUCACUUAGGACUCGCCUCUCAAAGCAGACAGCCUUGCAGGUGCAGUAAUAAGGCCUUAUUCCAUUCUGCCAAACUGAAACACAGAAAGCCAUUUCUGGAAACGUAAAACCAUAGAAGCAUAUUGCAUAGACUAUGUUUGGUUUUUUAAUUUGUUCCUUCUCUUCUUUUAUGAAGCAUGAAAUUGGUGCUCUGCAGUUCUUUUCAGUAUGUGUUUUGUUAACAUGAGGCUGAGUUUUUGAAUGCAGGGUGGAAGGGAGAGGUUUGAGGACGCUAAGAGUCAAUAAAUACUGAAAGAAACAUUUCUGGAUGGCAAGUAAGACCACCUUAUCUUUCGGACUUUGACAUUCUCACAACUAAUCCUGUUAUUUCAGUUUGAAUUCCUUCUUUGAAUGCCGUAUACUAGUGCAUCUCUAAUAAUCUUAAGCACAGCAUUAGGCAACCACUCCUUCAAAGUAAAAUACGUACCUGGCUAAAUAAAUAAUUAUGGUCUUUUUCAUCGGCUUUCAUUUUUAUAUUUCAGUUCUGGCAAGGUGAUACCUGCAGACAGACUUACUGAACAUAGGACCUUUAGCCAAUUUAAGAGAUGAUUAACAUUACUUUUGUAGAUACCAAGUUGGUUAUAUGAAAAUUAUUUGUGCCAAUCUAUUCAAAAGCUUAUAUGUAUAUAAGUAUAUGCUAGUUAAGAUUAUGAUUUUAAAGCGACCAUCUAUUAAAAGAAUAUUGUGCAAAGUUAGAAAUGUGUUUUCAAAUUGCAUAGCCAAAGGUUUUUAUGAAAUGCUUAUGUUAGGUGGACGUUUAUUUAUUUAAUUUUAAUUAAUGUAUGCGUAAUCCUGAACAGUUCCUCAGCAAUGGCAAAUGUGGAUCUCACAAAGCCCCAGAAGAAUUCCAGAAAGAAGUGUAGACUUUGGCUGUUGUGCAGCAAACUCUCAUUUUUAUCUCAUGCAAGGAAAAUGACAGGUCCAAAGGCGAUUCCAGCAUCAGGCAGCUGUGAGUUUUCUGUCCAUUUUUAGGUUUCUUCCAUUUUCCUCACUUCACUUCACACUUGAUCUAUUUUUAAUUUGUUGUUUGUACCAUUUUUAACAGUUUUGCUGCAAUAAAUAUCUUUCAGUUUUUAGUUAGUGUUAUGUUAUUGAAUCCAGUGUUUAAUUUCUGAAGGGUGUGAGAUGGUUUUUAAUCUUGAAAGUGUGCUAGUUACUUUUUUUGUUCCUUAUUAUUCUUCAAGGAAAGUUUUGUGCACUCUAGGAGUGUGACGACAAUAGAAAAGCAUUUGGUCAAUCAAAGAGCAAGUAAUUUGGCUUCUUCAUGGUGUAACUAUUUUGUGUUGUCUAAAAAUGUUAGUUGAUUCAAAAAUGUGCAAGUUUGGUCAGCGUUUUACCCAAAACACUAAAGACAGAGCUAUGUGAGGUACCUUUAGAGUUUGCUUGUGUUUUUCCUCAAAACACCCCCCUGGUAAACGGAAUUUAGGAUUUUUAAACCAUAUUUGAUGCAUAUUUAUAUUAGUACAUUAGCAGCAGCCUCACCCAAAUACUGGGACUGGAGAUGUAAAGCUGAGCUAACGUUAAACUGGCUGUAGAUAAGGUGUGAAAACAGCAGAGGAUGCUGUCAAGCUGACAUCCUCUCGCUUUGAAGACCUCGGGCAUGAGACCAUGAAAUUCUCCAUACCAUUUGGUGACUCUCAUAUCUUUCCAAACAUUUCAGAUUUUAUUCAGUUAUCAGAUGCAAUUAUGGAUACAUGUUUGUAACCAACAGGAGAGCGUACUGCCAUAACACUCUCAUAGUUUGGUUUAUAUUCAAAUUAUAUACCAAACUAAAAUAAGCCAUUGCCUUUCCAGCACUUAAAAUGUCAUACAUUUUUUCCCCACAAUGAAUAUGGCAUUAUCUUAGCAAAUGCUGCACUUGUGUGUUUGUGUGUGUGAGUGCGUGUGUGUGUUUAUAUGUGUAUAUACACUUGUCUGUGCAUUGGUAAAUAAAGCAAUGACCUGGUAUAGCGGUUUUUAAAUGGAACUAUGUGACAGAUUGUAACAGAAAUAAGUGAAUGCAAAAAUGUCCUUAUUAUUAUUAUUAUUAUGAUUAUUAUUAUUUAUUGAUACCUUCUGUAAAAGAAAAAAAUGCAAAAGUUAUUUUUUUUAAAACCAGUUCUAAUGUGAAUGACAGUGAUAAGCAGUGUUAUGCCUUGCCUGGUAAUGAAUUACCUCCGAACAGUCCCAAGUCGGCGGGCUGACAGUUUCUGUAUACAAGUGACUUGCUGUGGACACUAGAGGGUGCUGUAAAUCUACCUUCUUAGCUUUAGUUCUACGAGAUGUUGCUGUCCUCUGACUAGUAAGAGUCAGUCCAUUGAACAAAGCACACACAGAGAGGGAGAGCCAGGGCGUCGAGGGGGCUGCGGUGGGCCAUCAUCGACCUGUACAGACAUUACUGGAUGAUGUGAAGCUCUUGUGGAUGUUACUGUUCAAUUGCUCCAAGCUUUCCUGUAUUGCAAAGUGUGAAUUUUUGCCCUUAACAACGUAUGAAUGUAAAAAAGUUUUAUAUUAAAAAAUAACACACUGGUAAAACAAACAGCAUUUUUAUCAUUAUUAUUUUUUAUGAAUGCAGUUAUUCCUAACAAUGUAUGGCUGCUAAUUUUAUUUUCACUUGCCAUAUUCACAUAGUUUUUAUUUGGGUAUGUUUAAAAAUAUUUUUCUUUUGAAUUAUUGUAGUCUCAUUAGCAGUUCACUUGCUGAUGAAUAAAAUAGAAUACAUUUGACAGUUUAAGACUGAAUCCUGGCUAUAUAGGUGUGUGUAUGUGAAGCAUAUACAUAUACUGUGUAUAUAUACACAUACACAUAACCCUGGUGAUGAAUGACAUAUUUAUAUUAUAUAUGUUUGUAUUUACAAUAUAAAUAAAAAUCAAACCUGCAGUUCAGACUCUUGGGGCCAAUAUACAGCAGUUUUAUACCCAUUUUAAAAAGACCACCAUCUACUGAACUUUCUAAAAGCACUCAUUCAUUCUUUGAUACUCUAAAUACAACAAAUUCCUUUGUGAAUCUGCUUACUCAAUACAUGGAUGGUUGGAGUAAUUCAAAAUAGAGACUAACAUUGGAAAAAUCAAAAGUUGGUUUGAUUUGCUCUGUAUUGCUAUGGCUUUGUAAAUGCAAACCCCUUUUUUGUAUUUGCUGUUUCAAUUCCAAGCAGUGUCUGUAAAUGAUCCUCGCCUACAAUUCUAGUACUGUAUGUUGCCAAUUCCGUACAGUGUGAUUUAAAAAAAAAAAAA
Messenger RNA from Polypterus senegalus (gray bichir), 8953 nucleotides. RefSeq names its product ski-like protein. Gene Ontology annotation, biological process: negative regulation of BMP signaling pathway. NCBI's taxonomy places the organism in Eukaryota, Metazoa, Chordata, Cladistia, Polypteriformes, Polypteridae. The coding region runs from base 1053 to 3257 and encodes 734 amino acids. Gene Ontology annotation, molecular function: DNA-binding transcription factor activity, RNA polymerase II-specific; SMAD binding; RNA polymerase II cis-regulatory region sequence-specific DNA binding. The record is from RefSeq and is a predicted model, not a curated record. The transcript is spliced from 8 exons. Gene Ontology annotation, cellular component: nucleus.